AUGACAAUUGUAUAUAAGCAAGGUAAGGUAUGUUUUUGUAACUCUUUUUAGCGGAUGUUUUUUCACUCAGUAAAAAUUAUCCUUUAAAUGAACAAAGUGAGUAUGGCAUCCAUCAUUACAGAGUUUUCAAAUUUUAAAUCUGAACAUUUUAUUAUCAUGACAGAGUUACCUAACUGUUUACAAUACAGAUAUGGAACGGCUCCGUUAGUGCAGUUUUUGUUUCAAUUUGCCCUGCUGCUAUGUUUGUUGUUCAUGCAGUUGUUUUAUUAAAUAAGCGAAAGUAAUUUUUAUGGAUGAGCCAUGUAUCUUCUGUUCCAUGAAUGAAAAUGGCCAACAAUACACAGGAAUGGAUUCAAGAGCAUAUUUGUCAUGAUCAUACCUUCUGGCUAGUUCUCUCAGGAUCUGGGGGCUGUGGUCUACUGAUUGGAAUGCUUAUCAUGGGUUUUGUUUGUUUCAAAUGGCACAAGAGGACACCAAAGAAUUCUACAGCAGAAAAUUCAGGAUCAUCUAAAGGGACCUUUAAUUUUAAUGAUGACCAAGAAUUGUCUAGAAAACCUACAGAAUUUAAUGCAACUUCUAAUUUUUAUAUCCACGACGUCACAGACACUUCCUCCAGUUCACAUUUUUACGAGAAUCAGAGACAUGGAAAAUCAGUGGACACAAAGUCAAAGGGGUCUGAUGAUGAUAUGGUAGAUGACUACAUCAAGAUGACUCAACCAAAAAAAAGUGUUCGUCGAACAAACUCUAAACAAUCUAAUCUGCCUCACAGACCCGGUGAUACAGCUAUGUAUGUAGCAAUGCAGUAAAACUAUAACCAACUGCUCCAUUUCAUCGAUUCAUCCAUCAAGAUUUCUUAUAUGUUCAAUCAUUUGACACUUUAAAUCACUCACAACCAGUUUUUUUUUCUGUGGAUCACAAUCAAUUUAUGUUUUGGUUAUGAUUAUCUCUUGACAACCAUAUAUAAUCGUUUUAUAUUUAUUCAUUGCUUUAGAGAACAUUUUUGACGUAAUUUGCAUUGAAUAAAAAAUCAUAUUUUUAAAGGAAAUUAGUGUACUAACAGGAAGUCACCGAUCAAUAUUGUGGAAAUCCUUUAACUCAUUCAUUGCUUUGGAGAAGUUUUGUGACGUAACUUUCAUUGAAUGAAAAAUUCAUUAACAUACUUUUAAAGAAAUAAGUGUACUAACAGGAACUCAAUGGUCGAUAUUGAGAAAUUAUACAAUAUUAUUUAACUUAUUGUAGUUAAGAAAUGGUUCAUACUCGUUGAUGUAGAAUAUUCAAUUGAUUUUGAUAUACUGAUUGUUAUCACGUUCGAAAAUUUUUCAAAAUACAACUGUGAAUGAUGUGCCAUUUAAAAAAAUGGAAGUUUGAUUAAAUAUUAUUGACGUUAUAUUAAGACAUAAGUCGUCUGAUCUCACUUCUGGAAUUGCCAGGGGAUUAUGUAUUCUAUCAUUUUCACAUGAUUGCACUUUUUGUAUUUUUUAUUCAGAUCGAACAUUUUUGUUUCUUCAUUUUGUUUUCAUUUUGACACAAGUACCACUUGUGUUUUUAUUUUUUGAAUGCCAGGGUUAGGGGAAACAUAGAAUAAUAUAUAUAGUUCUCACAAAAAUAAAACUUCAAAUGUU
Messenger RNA from Saccostrea cuccullata (small rock oyster), 1622 nucleotides. RefSeq lists its product as uncharacterized. Lineage: Eukaryota; Metazoa; Mollusca; Bivalvia; Ostreida; Ostreidae. The record is from RefSeq and is a predicted model, not a curated record. The coding region runs from base 321 to 806 and encodes 161 amino acids. The transcript is spliced from 5 exons.